Messenger RNA from Formica exsecta, 4668 nucleotides. RefSeq names its product protein mesh (gene mesh). The record is from RefSeq and is a predicted model, not a curated record. Gene Ontology annotation, biological process: cell-matrix adhesion. The transcript is spliced from 14 exons. NCBI's taxonomy places the organism in Eukaryota, Metazoa, Arthropoda, Insecta, Hymenoptera, Formicidae. Bases 67 to 4011 code for a protein of 1314 amino acids.
UGGAAGCUCGAUUGCAUUUUUGUGUUAUCGAAAUGGAUCAUUCUUUUCAUUUGUCUCUUUUCAUUAAUGCCAAAUGGUAUUAUCGCGCAAAACGAGACGUUCGAGAAUUUCUUCGGACUGGAUUCACACGAAUCGACCGCGAGUUAUAAUGCGGAAGAGAACAUCGAAUCGCUGCCGCACGAGAAGAAGGUAGAAACUCCUCUGGAACUUGAAGAUCUCGCUGUGGAGGAGAAAGAUUUAACUCCAAUAGAGAAAAAAAAUAACGAGGAAAAUCCGACUCAAAUUUUACCGGAAAUUGAAAAUGUUUUUGCACCGAAAGGUGAGUCCAAGAGUGAUUCACCCUUCGUUCAAAGUAUUUCUGGUAAAAUGGCAAACGAGAAGAAUGGAAAAUAUGUAAGAUACGAUUCGAAAUUACCUGAGGCUGAUAGGUACGCGCCACGUCCAGAGGACAAUCCGCCUUUCUAUACAUUAAAAGAAGACAGGUUAAAGGAGAUUCGUUCUGAAUUCAUGUACUGGUAUUUCGAUAAAGGUGGCAACAAUGAUAUGGGAGAUUACCAAACGCCUUUGCAGGCGACAACGUUGCAAAUUCACAAAAAUUUGAAUUUUCAAUUACCUUUCUUUGGCUUCAGAUUCAAUUAUACACGAUUAAUAGUUAACGGGUACCUGGAAUUUAGCGAUCCACCGGAGUACUUUACGUAUCCUCUCGUUUUUCCGAUUAAAGAUUGGCCUAGGAAAAAUGACCCCAGUUUCAUCGGCAUCUUCUUCAGUAAAUGUCGUAUAGGUAGAUUGAGAGAAACCGAUCUCGAUCAGAGGAAACCGGGGGUGUAUUUUAGACUUGAAAGGGAUUUGCAAGGGAGAAAUGAUCAAUUUGGCGUAGAGAUGCGAGAGCGUCUCAUGUGGGACAUACGCGAGGGUGUUGUCGGCGCUGAUUCCUUCGUGCCUAAACACGCCCUGAUAGCAACCUGGAAGAACAUGUCCUUUGCAGGUGGCAUCGGCCAAUCUCUUUUUACAACUAAUACAUUUCAAUUGGUUUUGGCUACCGAUGAAGUAUUUACUUACGCUAUAUUCAAUUAUCUGAAUAUACAAUGGACCAGUCAUACGGAGGCAGGCGGCGAUACGACACAAGGCGAAAACGGAGUCCCUGCAUACGUGGGUUUCAACGCUGGGAACGGCACUCAGAGCUACGAAUAUAAGCCUUACUCUCAGGCAACCACAAUCCGUGAUUUAACGAGCAGAGGAUGGGCGAAUGGUUUUCCGGGUCGGCACAUUUUCAGGAUAGACGAGAAAAUAAUGUUGGGCACCUGUAACAAGGACAUUGCCGGAGCACACCUGCCGCUGGUUUUUGCCCCGGAAAGUGGAAACAUGUUGGGCGGCACCGUCGUCAACAUCACAGGCCCAUGCUUCAACGAGUCUCAGAAGAUAAAGUGCCGUUUCGAAAACGAGGUUGUUAUGGGCACAGUAAUAGACAAAAAUCGCGCAAUUUGCGUACAACCGUUCUUAAAAUACGAAGGCUACAUACGUUUCUACAUUGCCAUCGACAGUGGAACUUACGAUUGGAAAGGCAAAUACUUCGUUGAAACUCCGGCUUCGGCGACAGAGAGGAUCUUUUUCAGCGACAAAGAGGCCAUUCACAUGAAAGAUCCCGCGGAAAUCAGAUUCACAUGGAACGCGUAUAAUUUGACGAGUAAUAUAGAAGCAAAGGUGCAUAUAUCAUUGUGGGGAUACAGGGAAACCAAGACAAGACCCGAAUUUGAAUACAUAACGACUUUAGAGAGAUCAUAUAACAAUAUUGGUAAAUACACCAUCAAACCAGCUAAAUACCGAGACGCGUACAAUCCGUAUCAUAGCGACAUGAUUUUUGGCUUCAUACAGAUCAACUUGACGGAACCGCAUUUGUACUCUGGACUCUCGAUAACACCGAGCUUGUGGAGCAGACCAAUUCCGCUCGGUUGGUACUUUGCUCCUCAAUGGGAACGGCAAUAUGGAUCGCGGUGGCCUCAGAAACUCUGCGAUAAAUGGAUUAUGAACGACCGGUAUCUUAAGAACUUCGCCGCUGAGGUAGCGCUUUGUCCUUGCAUUCUGGACCACGCUCUGUACGAUAAAGGCCGCUUCCUUCCGGAUUACAAUUGCGACAAAGAUUCGAAUAUAGAUUGCUAUUACAAUCAAUAUGCAUCUCACUGCGUGAGGACAGGCGCACCUAAUUUGGACGGAUCAGAACAACAAUGUUGUUACGAUAAAAAUGGUUUUCUGAUGCUGACUUACGAUCAGCAAUGGGGAUCGCGACCGCAUCGAUCGCAUAAUUUAGGCUAUUUCCCAUGGAACGAGGCUAACAAGGUUCCAACUCUUUCGCACUGGUAUCAUGAUGUCGUACCCAUGUAUACGUGUUGUCUCUGGCAAGAAGAACAAGCGGUCGGUUGCGAGACAUUUCGAUUUGAGAGAAGACCGUCGCAGGAUUGCAUUGCCUAUCAAUCACCAGGCGUGGCGACGGUAUUCGGUGAUCCCCACUUUGUCACGUUCGACAAUGUAGAGUACACUUUCAAUGGUAAAGGUGAAUUCGUUUUAUUACGAGUAAACGAUCUUAAAGACAAACUCGAUGUGCAAGGUAGAUUCGAACAAAUGCCCGUCAACGCUUAUGGUUCAGUGAUGGCAACGCAUCUUACUUCGAUAGCAGCGAGAGGAAAUAACUCUGCCACCAUCGAAGUUCGUUUGAGACCCACACAUGCACAAUGGAGAUAUCGGCUCGAUGUCUUCGCGGAUGGCCAAAGAUUAUAUUUUGACAGGCCAUCCUUGAAAUUCCAACAUUUCUCCGGGGUCGUUGUUUAUACGCCCACAUACAUUCUGAAUCAGAGCGAAGUCAUUAUCAUGUUCGAUACCGGUGCUGGCGUGGAAAUCGUGGAAAACGAAGGUUUCUUGUCCGCACGAAUAUAUUUACCGUGGACGUAUUUGAAUAAAACCAAUGGAUUACUUGGAAUUUGGAAUUUCGAUGGCACAGACGAUUUGAUAAGCCCACUGGGAUAUCAAGUCCCUAUCAAUAGCGUAAAUCAUUCGGAAACUAUUCAUAGAGAUUUCGCAAUACAUUGGAUGCUAGAAGAUAAAGAAAACAAACUAUUGGGAGCGGCUUUAUUCCACAGGGAAUUUGGUAGAACAGCGAGUUAUUACGCUAAUCGCACGUUCGAGCCGGAAUAUCGAAAAUACCCGACGGAGAUACUCCCAAUAAAUAGAACAUAUGACAUAAAUCGUGCGGUUGAUUUGUGCGGCAAUUCGUAUCAAUGUCAGUACGAUUAUGUCAUGACUUUAAAUCGAGAUUUAGCGCAUUUUACUAGAAAUUAUUACGAUACCUUCACCCAAAUCAAUGCGUUAAAUAAAAAGGAAAUUGUAUCCUGCGGUGUACUGGAAACACCACGGUUCGGACGUAAAAGCAAUUUCCUGUUUAUCCCGGGGACAAAAGUGAGUUUCGAAUGCAAUCAGGAUUUCAUACUUGUCGGUGAUCAACGUCGGGUGUGCACACCGGAAGGCCGAUGGAACACUCCGGAGUACGGGUACACGGAAUGUCUUCGUCGCAUCGAGUACGUUCAGCGUACAGCUUGGACCGUAAUGGGCAUUAUUAGCAUCGUGUUAAUUCCCGUUGUGGCAUGCAUCGCUGGUGGUUUUAUCUAUAUAAGAAGGAAUCAGAUGCGAGGAGGUUCCACGAAAUCAUGGCGCUAUUCUGAGCGCGGCUCUGGCACUGAUAACGAAUCCAUGUUGAAGCAGACCGCGCCAUUAAAAUCAUACGACGAUAGGGCCAUUACUCCAAUUAGUGAUGCUAGCACAAUUGAAACUAAUAGCGGCACUAGAAAACGCCGUAGUUACGACAGAGUUUAUCGUACACACGAACCUUUACCUAAUAGACCGUACAUUGACUUCGAGGAUAAAGAUUUUGAUCUAAAGGAGCCCAUCUCACCUACGGACUCAGAUUCGGGGGCAGAUUCGAUUAGGAAAACGGGCAGUCCCGCCAAAGAGAGUGACGUUUAGAUGACGUUUGUUUCAAUAGCAUUGUAAUAGAAAUGAGAUAUAUUCUGUUGGUAAAGUUGCUUUUAGUACGCAUCAUUAUUUGAAUGCAGUACGUAUGCGUGUAUGUAUGCGAUGUAUGUAUGCGAUGUAUGUAUGAUCAUGACAGUGUACAUCUCAAUUUCAAAUAACCUACAUCUUGCAUACAUCAAAUUAAUAUCGAUUAUACCUAGAUUCGACAUUAACUUGGCACGAGAUAUGGAUUAAAAUUUAACAAAUUAGCCAUAGAUAAACCGCGUAUUUUUACUAAAUUUCAGACAGUAUAAUCUAAACAUAAUUUCAUUAUCAUUUUCGUAUCGUUCGGCGUUAUUCAGUGUUUAUUCGUAUAGAUAAUAAGGAUACUACUGUUCUUGCUGUGGAAUAGAAAUAGUUGCAGUAUUAAUUGUAUUUAGAAUACAUAUAUGAUCAUUUAUUGAUAUAAUGUAAUUAAUACGUUUCAAAAAUAUUAAAUAAGCGAAGAUUAAAUAAACAUCUAAUAUUUAAUUAUACAACUACAUAAACCGACCAUAACUGGUUUAUAUAGUUGUAACAAUUACAUUUCUCCCGCAAUUUAAUUAUGCCAUAUAUUUGUGCUUUACAUACUGUAAAAAGAUUUAUUUUAAUAAACUUUUAUAUACAUCA